This is a messenger RNA of Rhizopus microsporus ATCC 52813, 1251 nucleotides long. RefSeq lists its product as uncharacterized. The record is from RefSeq and is a predicted model, not a curated record. Bases 1 to 1251 code for a protein of 416 amino acids. The transcript has 7 exons. Gene Ontology annotation, biological process: glycolipid biosynthetic process. Gene Ontology annotation, cellular component: mitochondrion; lipid droplet; plasma membrane. NCBI's taxonomy places the organism in Eukaryota, Fungi, Mucoromycota, Mucoromycetes, Mucorales, Rhizopodaceae.
AUGACUGAUUACCAAAAGAGAAAAUACGAUAUUAUCAUUUUUGGUGCUACUGGUUAUACGGGUGAACUUACUGCAGAAUAUCUCGCUGAAAGACUCGAUAAAUCUAUAAACUGGGCUAUAGCAGGUCGUAGUCUUGUCAAAUUGGAAAAAGUACGUGAUCACUUGGUUGAAACAGAUCCUUCAUUACAAAAAAUCGACUUGCUCAUUGCAGACACCCAACAACCUGAAACCCUUGACAAUGUUGUAUCUCAAACACGAGUGGCAAUAAGCACAGUUGGGCCCUACAUCAAGUAUGGUACGCCACUGGUCGAAGCCUGUAUUCGCCAAAAGACCCAUUAUGUCGACAUUACAGGAGAGUAUUCUUGGGUAAAACAGAUUAUUGAUCAAUUUGAUGAAAAGGCAAAACAGGAAAAGAUCAUGAUUGUUCCCUGCUGUGGAUUUGAUUCUGUGCCAAGUGAUCUGGGUGUCUGGAUGUUGGCAAACCACAUUCAUUCAAAGCAUAACUUGAACUUGGGCACUGUCAAGGCCUCCAUGACCAAACUUGCCGGAGGUGUUUCGGGCGGAACGAUUCAUUCUUUUAUUGAGGCUGCUACCCAAAGGAUGGAGGGACACGGUGAUCCUUAUUUGCUGGCUACUCGAAAGGGUAUUGAUAAACCCGCGUUACCGACGCUCUACAAAGAUCGUGAUUUUGAUAACAAGUGGCAGACCUUCUUUUUCAUGUCUGUUACCAACGAAAAAGUAGUUCGAAGAAGUUGGUCUAUCUGGGCCGAUCGUGGACAGGCAUAUGGAAACAUGUUUAGUUACAGGGAAUACAUGAGUCUUAGCUUCAUCCCCGCCGUUUUGUUCACUUGCUUCCUCUACACCAUUGUUCCGGUGGCUGUUCUUUUGAUCAGAGCACCAAUUAUUGGUGAAAAGGUAAAGGCGCUCUUGCCUGGGCCUGGCUAUGGCCCUAGAGGAGAGACAAGGAAGUUAGGUCACUUUGAGCUCCAGCUUGUUGGAUCUGCUGAAUCAGAGCCUUAUGAAGACUCUGUGCGCGCCAAGGCUAUUGUCAAAGGCUUCAGCGACCCUGGUUACGGUGAUACUCCACGCAUGUUAGUAGAGGCUGCCCUUUGUAUUACCAAGAGCUUCAAUGAACUACCUGGCAAAGACGGUGGUGUUUUGACACCUUCAACUGCCUUUGGUCAAACCCUCAUAGAACGCUUGAGAAAGGACGAUGCUAUGGUUUUCCAAGUCGAUGAUUUGAAGGAUUAA